AUGUCGCCUAUUAAUAUUAUUGGUUGCGAAGAGCAUUCAGAUUGGUUUUAUAAACAACAAAUAAAAAGGAAAGCUCGUAAAGAGUCGGAUUUUUACACCAUUUUUAACCCUUUUGAUGAAGAGUGUUUGAAAAAGUAUGAAUAUGUUUCUAUCCAAGAAAGAGAUAAAAUAAUUGAUAUUCUUGAUGAUACUUGUUUGAAGGAGUAUGAACUUAAUUCUAUUCAAGGAGAUAAUCUUUAUAAUAAUGGCAAUAACUAUACCAAUGGAAAUGUAAAAGGAAAGAAUGUAAAUAACAACAAUUAA
This is a messenger RNA of Entrophospora sp. SA101, 303 nucleotides long. NCBI's taxonomy places the organism in Eukaryota, Fungi, Glomeromycota, Glomeromycetes, Entrophosporales, Entrophosporaceae. The record is from the annotation of a GenBank genome assembly.